This is a messenger RNA of Abrus precatorius (Indian licorice), 1099 nucleotides long. RefSeq names its product protein RER1A-like. NCBI's taxonomy places the organism in Eukaryota, Viridiplantae, Streptophyta, Magnoliopsida, Fabales, Fabaceae. The record is from RefSeq and is a predicted model, not a curated record. Gene Ontology annotation, cellular component: Golgi membrane. The transcript has 3 exons. The coding region runs from base 121 to 699 and encodes 192 amino acids. Gene Ontology annotation, biological process: retrograde vesicle-mediated transport, Golgi to endoplasmic reticulum; protein retention in ER lumen.
GAGAUGUGAGGGAAGGAAAGAAAGGGAGGCGAAAAGAGGGACAUUGCAUGAUUUGCAUUUGCAUCUGAUUGGAAUCUGCACACACUUACACACAUUUCCAAAAGUCAAACUCACAACUUCAUGGACGCAGGAGCCGCCGACGAUCAUUCACCGGAAGCCGCCAUAUCGCGAUGGAAAUUCGCGGUGUCUCGGCAGUAUCAGCACAUUCUGGACAAGACUACCCCUCACGUUCUCCGCCGUUGGAUAGGCUGCUUGGUGGUGGCCUCCGUCUACGUCCUCCGCGUCUACUUGGUCCAAGGCUUCUACAUCGUCUCCUACGCUCUCGGCAUUUACAUCCUCAACCUCCUCAUCGGUUUCCUCUCCCCUCAGGUCGAUCCCGAGAUUCACGACGGCCCCACCCUCCCCACUCGAGGAUCCGAGGAGUUCCGCCCUUUCGUUCGCCGCCUCCCUGAGUUCAAGUUCUGGUACUCGAUCACGAAAGCAUUUUGUAUUGCAUUUGUCAUGACUUUCUUUAGUGCGUUUGAUGUUCCAGUGUUCUGGCCCAUACUUCUCUUCUACUGGGUUGUCCUGUUCACACUCACUAUGAGGAGACAGAUAUCACACAUGAUCAAAUAUAAAUAUGUACCGUUCUCAUUUGGGAAACAGCGCUAUGAUGGAAAGAGAGCAACAGCAGAAAGUGCAAGCCUUCCCACGGACUGAAAUUUUCAGUUUAAUUAAACUUUAUUUGUUACAUUUAAGUCACAACCACGCUUGUGACUGCAGUAUAUUUAACAGCUGGAGCAAUCUGAGGAUUUGGUGGAUGAAGAAGAUUGCUUUAAGGUUUAGCAUGGACGUAUGACAUCUGGAUGUUCAAUUCCCAAUUGAGCAACUGUUUGGACAUCUUCAAUGUUUCUACGCCUAGUAGAAGAUUUAGCUUCGGGGAGAUGUAUUUCCAGUGUGAUACGUCACCCUUCUAGUAAAGUCCUCUUUUUUUUUUUUUAAUAUUUUCUUUCUGUAUAGGUGGGCAAAUGCCAAACUCUUAUUGCUGAAUUCAUAGCCAAAUAACGAGAAUUUUAAGAAGCCUGCGCUGAAGGGAUUCCCUUCAUUAUUUGCAAUGGGG